GCCGCUCUGUCCGGGGGCGCGGGACCGGCGGCACAGGAUGGCGGAGGAGAGCGGCGUCUGCAGCUUUGUGUUCAAGAAGCGGGUCCGAGCCGCGGGCAGGGGCCGGCGAAAACGGUCCGGCAGCGACCAGGAGCGGGAGAGCAGCGGGGAGGAGGGCAGCACCGUGGUGCGGAAGGAGCGGCGGCGGGACACCCCCAACCCUAUGAUUCAGAAGACCCGGCGCUGUGCGAGGGAGAGGCCGGAGUACGCGCCGAGCAGCAGCGAGGACGAGGAUCCUGCCAAGGAGAUCGGAGUCACCUACAAAUCGACCAGGUCGGCGAAACCUGUUGGCCCAGAAGACAUGGGAGCCACAGCAGUGUAUGAACUGGACACAGAGAAGGAGAAGGAUGCCCAGGCCAUCUUUGAGCGCAGCCAAAAAAUUCAGGAGGAGCUGAGAGGAAAGGAAGAUGAUAAAAUUUACCGUGGCAUUAACAACUACCAGAAGUACGUUAAGCCCAAGGACACAUCGAUGGGAAACGCCUCUUCAGGAAUGGUCAGGAAAGGCCCCAUCCGUGCUCCAGAGCACCUGCGGGCCACGGUGCGCUGGGACUACCAGCCCGACAUCUGCAAGGACUACAAAGAGACCGGGUUCUGCGGCUUCGGGGACAGCUGCAAAUUCCUGCACGACCGCUCGGACUACAAACACGGCUGGCAGAUCGAACGGGAGCUGGACGAAGGCCGCUACGGUGUCAACGACGACGAAAACUACGAGGUGAGCAGCGAUGAGGAGGACAUGCCUUUCAAAUGCUUCAUCUGCAGAGGUUCCUUUAAGAACCCCGUGGUCACCAAGUGUCGGCACUACUUCUGUGAGAGCUGUGCCCUCCAGCACUAUCGCAAAUCCCAGCGCUGCUACGUCUGUGACAAGCAAACCAACGGGGUCUUCAACCCUGCGAAAGAGCUCAUGGCAAAAUUGGAAAAACACAAAGGAGAGGAAGAAGAGGAGCAGCAGUCAGACCAUGGAGAGGAUCCACAGUAGCAGAACACGUUUUGUACAUAACUGAAUAAAGCUUUUGUAGGAUAAAAAAAAAAAAAAAAGCGCACAGCUGUUAGCCAGGGGUUACGUAUCCAACCAGCAGCUACUGAACAGUGUCCACCUGUGCUGGACUCCAGCUUUGCUGCCCUGUGGGGGCACAAGGCAGGACAGGUAAGACUCAAGGGCUGUGGCUGAGUCAUCUGCUCCCCCCAGGACCCCCAGGUGCACCUGGGGAAGGAGGGUGACUGUUCAGUUACUUCAUAACUGCUGCUUCUGACCACAGUGCUGCUGUUUCACUCCUAACUCUGCACCGAUCCUGCAUGGAACAAAGUUAAUUUAAGCCCCUAAUCUUUGAGCAUGGAGCAAGCUGCAGGCAUGGGCAGGGAUGAGAAAUAAGAGCUUGCACUAAGUUCAUCCUUCACCCUAAAAAUGCUAAUGCAUGGGAAAGCAGGCUGGAGGACUGCAUGUACUGGGCAUUUAUUGCCUCUUGUCCUGGUUCCUAGAACUCGAGACAGGGAUAGAACUUCAGUGGGCAACACACUUCUUGAAUCAGCCCUGUUUGUAAAACUUCGUAACAAACCAGGAAAUUAGUAUCUUCUUACAAACAGUAAGAUGAAAUCAGGACCCAAACCUGAUCAUAGUGAGGAAGUAGAACUGGGCCUGCCCUUAACAAACACCACUGCAACUGGGAGAAUUUUACUGAACCUUUCAGAAAAGAGCAAGUCCAGGUGUUUGCAGCUUGUUGCUUUAGUUGAAGUACAUUUCUGAAGCAUGAAGGCAGCUGGCAUAAACUGCUGAGCUGUAUGAAAAUAAGGAGGUAAAAGCAAGCAUGCACAGCCAGCCUGUCACCCUCUGUGAUUCACUUCCAUCAUCCUGCACAAACAGCAGACUUAAAAAACAACUUCAGAAAUAUUUUAUUUGUUUUGGAAAAAAACUAGAGUAACAAACUUUAUCUGGGUUCAAGUACAGUUUAUAAACACAAGGACCUGUUGCCAGCACCACUACUCCAUCAAAUGCACCUACAUAAGGAUUCUCAGUGCUUCAGUAAAGAGUAGACAACCUCCAGCACCCAUGGCCCUUGGAAAAGUCAAACUAAAAGCCUUAAAUACACCUCCAGAAAAACCAAACACCACGGACUGGGGGAGAGCUGCCACAGCAGCAGGGCAAUCACACAGCCAUGAAUCACACGUGAGCAGCUUUUACCCGUCAGUGAGGGAAGGCAGAACAGCAGUGGUAAUGGAAAGGUUAAAGUUCAGUUCUGUACAGGAGUCAUGAGGAAGAAGAUCAGCAUGAAAAUCAAUUUACUUUUCCUCUGUGCCAGGGUAAGUCACUGAGAACAGGCAGGUAAAAUGUUUUGUGCUGUGAAACCAGCCCAGCUAACAAAGUUCAUCUGGAAGGGGAUAAAAAAGCUGGUACAUUGUACAGGCAUCCACACUGCUCUGGUGACCCAGGAAGCUGGAAGGAGAGGCUGGAAGGCCCUGUCUGACCUGGAGUUCAGAGUGCUCAGCACGGAGUGAGAAGUCUUCAAAAGCCCUCUCCAGACUGGAAGAAUCCAGUGCUGCAGAGGAAUGCCCAGUGCAGCAGGAGUGCCUGGAAUGGCAUCUGCUUGUCUUUGAUCUGCCAUUUUCCAUCACAAAGCAGUAACUAAGAAUAUAAUCCCUUUUUUCUCCCCAUUAAAACUUGCCCUGUGACAACACUGUUACAGGAACCUGACUAGUUCUAAGAGAAUGCCCAAAACUAAAAGCUGCCCACCUCCCGUCAACUCUAAGGCACCCUUAAAAGAGAAAGAACCAAAGAGGGCAGGGACAUGCAGCCUCAACUGUGAGGAAGCCAGUGACUUUUAGAAACACAUAAAUAAAGACCAUAACUACACGGACUCACUCAGCCCCCUCAAGUGCUCUACCAGUGCUCAGCUGCAAGAACGGGGGCUCUGAACACUGCACCUUCUGGAAAACUCCACAGAUCCUUGGGUUGAUCCUUUUCCAGCUCAGGUCUGUCAAUUUGUAUCCAGGCUACUUCUUAAGUAAAGAGGCAGUUGAAGUUCCUUCCCAAGGACCUGUAAACUCUUCUGUGUGUAACAUUCAUCAGCUUUUAUGAACAGGACCAAUAAAUUACAAUGUCCAGAAAGCUC
Corvus hawaiiensis (hawaiian crow) is the source of this 3143-nucleotide messenger RNA. RefSeq names its product E3 ubiquitin-protein ligase RNF113A-like. Gene Ontology annotation, cellular component: U2-type spliceosomal complex. Gene Ontology annotation, molecular function: metal ion binding. The transcript has 10 exons. NCBI's taxonomy places the organism in Eukaryota, Metazoa, Chordata, Aves, Passeriformes, Corvidae. The coding region runs from base 38 to 1015 and encodes 325 amino acids. Gene Ontology annotation, biological process: snoRNA splicing. The record is from RefSeq and is a predicted model, not a curated record.